CUGCCAGCAGGGAUCCUACACUACAGGGAACUCUGGAGGUGCAGGGCUAUGGAUGCGCUGCCUCGCCUUGCUCAACAGAGAAUUCUUCCGCUUGUUUGAGAGCCGCUGAAGGAGAUCACCCCGAGGGCUCUAGUGUGACUGCUGGCAAUGCUGCAUUUUCAUAGGGCCAGCUUCCUGCUUCAAAGACGUCCUCCUGCCGGCUGAAGCUUUGCUGAAUGAGGCCAGUGUGGGAGGGCCAUGGAACAGCUCUCGGCAUGGGGCAGCACAAAACCAAUGCACGAGAAAACGGGACCCAUGCACAGCUCGGACAAGUUGGAGGCACUGAACAGGGAAAAGAGUGUGGAGUCUCCGAACGGCAGCCUAUACUUGAGUGAUGCUGUCAAGGAGGAGGAGCUUAAGAAAUGUCACCGAGAAGUUGUGAGUUUGGCUCCAAAUAAGUACAAUUCCCAGUACCACAAGUUAUUCAAGGACAUCCCUACGGAGGAGAGUGUUCUGAAAGUCUGCUCCUGCGCCCUCCAGAGAGACAUCCUCAUCCAAGGCCGGCUCUACAUUUCCCCAAACUGGCUCUGUUUCUAUGCAAACCUUUUUGGAAAAGAUAUCAAGGUGGUCAUUCCCGUCGUCUCCGUCCAGUUGAUCAAGAAGCACAAAACGGCCCGGUUGUUGCCCAACGGAUUGGCUAUCACCACCAACGCGAGCAGAAAGUACAUCUUUGUGUCCCUGAUCUCAAGAGACAGUGUGUACGAUGUGUUACGGAGAGUCUGUACCCACCUGCAGGUCUCGAGCAAAAAGAGUCUGAGCUUGAAAGAGCUGACGGAAGAGCCGGACACGGUGUCGCUGGAGGUGAUUGUCCCUGAAGUGAAGUGGAGGAAAGGCUCCCCGGCGACGCUCUCGCUGGCCCUCCCGGACGCGGGCUUCCAGUGCAUCCACCGGGCUUCCAUCAGCAGCCUCAGCACCAAGGAGAGUUCGUGCAACUCUGAAGAGCCUCUGAUAUCAGAGAGUGCAAUAAACACCGAAGAGGAGGAGCUAGAGGUGGAGCAGAGCUACAGAGCCGAGCUGAGGGCGUCGGAUUACCAGUUGCUGAAAGUCUUCCUUGUGUUGAUCUGCCUCCUGGUCGUGUCCUCCUCCUAUCUGGCAUUCCGCAUCUUCCGCCUGGAACAACAGCUCUGCUCUUUGAAUCGGGACUAUCUCUCCCGCGUGCCCCAGAGGUGACUGUGGUUCCAGCAGGGGCACUCAGAACCUAGCCCACCCCAAGUAGCUAGCCUGGCCGCCGUGAGUACAGGGCAGGCGUAUUCCUUGUCCGCAUCACUCCUGGACCAAAAUUCUUUGUUUCCGGCAUCGUAGAAGUGUCUCUGUCUGAGUCCCUGUACUUGGCCCGGAAUGCAAACUCUGGGACAAAUUUUCCCAGACAGCCGUGGUGCUCGCAGUUGUUGCCAAGAGCUCGACUGUCCAGGGAGGGCGGCCCCUCAUCCCAUCCCUGAAAGUCUUUUCAGCCACCGAAGACCUGGGAGCUGUUUGUCUUCUGGCGCCAAAAGAAUCGGAGGGGGGGAUGACCAGCGUUUCUUCUGAGGCGCCCACAGGUGUUGCGGGACGGCGGCUUCUUCCUUGAACCUGCGUUCUCCUCUAGGGGCACUCCCGCUUCAGACUGCUGCCGGUUCUCUCCACCUAUCAAAAAAAGAAGAAGACGAAAACACCUGGAUCUUGGUUUUGGUGCAAAAUGCCAAUAAACGAAGCACAGAUCGUUUUUGCCAAGGAUGGAGGUGCCGGCUGGGGCCUGUCCCCUCUCUCCGCUUCCUGACAGAAGGAAAUUGUUUCCAUCACGAGCGAUCUUCUUGCACUAACAGGAUUCCUGUUCCCUGCCCAGUGCACGGCUGAGAAACGCCGCUGGGCUGACUGUCCGUGUACCCCCCAAAUUGCCACUUUUAGCACUGUUCCGGGGGGGGGGGAUAAAGAGGGGUCCUGGGAGCUGCCAGGCAGGCCUGAGCUCUCGUGGAUUGGGACCUCCCCACGUACUCAAACAUGGGAGGAAGUUACACACGCAGCACUUUCCGUGGGUCGUCCUGACUGGGCUCCAAAAACCAAGGCGGGGAGGAUAUAAAUGAUUGCUGCUGAACUUUGUAUUCCCGGAAACGUCCUCCUGCCCUGAAGAUAAGGCAGUU
Sphaerodactylus townsendi is the source of this 2156-nucleotide messenger RNA. RefSeq names its product GRAM domain containing 2A (gene GRAMD2A). The coding region runs from base 238 to 1209 and encodes 323 amino acids. Gene Ontology annotation, biological process: regulation of store-operated calcium entry. Lineage: Eukaryota; Metazoa; Chordata; Lepidosauria; Squamata; Sphaerodactylidae. The record is from RefSeq and is a predicted model, not a curated record. Gene Ontology annotation, molecular function: phosphatidylinositol-4,5-bisphosphate binding. The transcript has 12 exons. Gene Ontology annotation, cellular component: extrinsic component of cytoplasmic side of plasma membrane; endoplasmic reticulum membrane; organelle membrane contact site.